Molecule: messenger RNA, 1272 nt
Organism: Corticium candelabrum
Lineage: Eukaryota; Metazoa; Porifera; Homoscleromorpha; Homosclerophorida; Plakinidae
Product: TLC domain-containing protein 3A-like
Exons: 5
Coding region: 11-769 (252 amino acids)
Biological process (GO): lipid homeostasis
Cellular component (GO): membrane; endoplasmic reticulum
Source: RefSeq, a predicted model, not a curated record
UUAUCCAGAGAUGUUGGAGGCAUUCGCUCUAAUUCUUCUGGGAACGUGUUUCUUUGGUAGCUCCUUCCAGUUAUCAGUGCGAGGCGUUCGAAGAUACGGAGGAUCUUUUGUUACUAAAGCUUCCUCUCUCAAAAUCGCUGUGAGGCUUGUAUCAUGUAUUCAAGCUGUAGGAGCUACAGCUGUAGGAGUUUACACAGUCUUCACAUGUCCUGAUGUUCUUUAUGACAAGAGUGUGUGGUUACAAAGAUAUGUCUACUUUGGUCUACCCUACCUAAUCUAUGAUUUACGUGCAAUGUAUCAUGCACACUCAGCUGAACAUGGCAAUAAUGUGCGUGUAUUUAUGCAAUACAAAGGAUCAGUUGUUAUUCAUCAUGUAGCAUUGACUGCUUUUGGGUUUCCUCUAAUUGCCUCUUGGAGACGAGGACUUGGUGACUUUUUUGUUGGUUGUAUUUUCUGUGCUGAGAUGAGUACAAUUUUCUUGUCUCUUAACAUGAUCUUGAAACACUUGGAAAUGAAGGAGACGAUAUGGUAUACCAUCAGUGGCAUGAUGCUGAUGAUCAGCUUCUUUAUAUGUAGGAUUCUCGUGUUUCCAUUUAUGUUUUGGAUGUAUGGGAAAUAUCACGGCCGGCUCACAUUGUUGGAAGUCCCCAGCUCAAUACCAUGGUUUUGCACUGCUGGAUGUUGCCUUGUUUUUUUGUUUCAAGCUUACUGGUUUUCCAUAAUCUUUGUGAAGACCAUCACAGGUUUAUAUGGGAAAUUAUACCAAUAACAGAAGAUGCUGCUGCAGUGGCUGCCAACUUGAUGAUUUCUGUUAUAAUAUGGUCUUUAGAUCUGUAGCUAUAAGCAUCAGUCGUCAACACUUAGACAUUUUGUGAUAUCCAGCCAGGACUGUAGACCAACAUGUGGGAUAAAGUGGUCUUGUAUCGAAUAAUUGUUAUUACCGGAUUGACUUUGUAGUAUAAGUUUUCUACAAUAAUCAAAGAGUUGUAUUUUUGUUUGCUGGGAAUUAACCUAUUUUGUAUAUAUCUGAACUAUCUUUAGUUUGUCACCAUGGCAACAUUAUUUAUGUUUUUUUGUAGGACUUUAAUGUAAUUUUGUAUUCUUAUUUGAUAUUUGUAGAAUGUACUUAUAAUUAGUUGUAAGUCAAGAUGCAAUGGAUGCAAUUUAAAGUGACAAGAUGUGUCCUCAUCUCUAUGAUGCAUGCCACUCGUACCAUAGUAGUAAAGAGCUGUGUUUUAAUCAAUUUGUGCUGUGUGCUCAAAACAACAUCAA